CGCAUUACAAGCAGACUUGAUGGUGUCAACCUGCGGGUUUGUUGUUCACUGGCACAGAUACAAUAAACGCAACAAAUGGUCACAGUACAAGUGACAAAUUUGAAGCCACGCUGAAGCCCAGUUUGUCUCAUGUUGCAAAUGUCUUGAACAUGGCAAACGCUGUUCGUGCUGCAGCGUUACUUUUAUACCUGUGGAGUGUUUUCGUGCAGUUCAGUGGCCUAUCAGGUCUUGGGAUCAACGAGCUGCUUUAUUUCCGGGUCAUCAGUCCAGAGGAAAUUGGUUACAUCUUCAGUGCAGCACCUGCCAAAGACUUUGGCGGAGAUUUUACUUCGUUUUAUGAUGAGAUAUUGUUGGUGCCAGCAGAGCCUGCAGAUGCCUGCUCAGAGCUGAAGGACAGAGAAAUCAUCCAAGGACAAGUAAUCCUGGUGGAAAGAGGAGAGUGCUCCUUUGUACAAAAGACACAUUAUGUAGAAGAAGCAGGAGGCAAAGCUGUUCUGAUUGCUGAUAAUGCAGUGGACAAUGACAGUCAGUACCUUGACAUGAUUACCGAUGGAACCUCGGCCAAACCGAACAUACCUGCUCUGUUUCUACUGGGACGUGAUGGGAUGAUGAUCAGACGAUCUCUUCAAAGACAAGCUUUGCCUUGGGCUGUUAUUUCCAUUCCGGUCAACGUUUCCUCCCUUGCUUCAUUCCCUCUGAAGCAACCGCCAUGGACACUGUGGUAGAAGUGACUCACACCCACAACUUCACCCCCUUUCUUAGUCAGUCAGUCACUCACUCACUCACUCACUCAUUCUUUCUUCAUAUCCUGUCAGCCACGAAUGCACGCACAGCCUCACAGGAAAGCCAUCGAUGUUGGUUAAAGAAAUUACACACGAGAGAUGAACAGAUUAAAAAAUUGGCCACUGAAGAGGACGAUAACGUGGUUAGAUCACACCUCCACACAGAACCAGGGCCAUGUGGAGGAAACCUCUUUGUUGGAUGUGAAGACAGAGAAACAAGAGACAUGCGUGUGCUCAUUAGGUGCUAAGCUGAAGUUUGAAAUACUUGUUCAGUGCCCUUCUAAGUUGUACCUGUCCGACAUAGAGCUUCAGUCAUAGCUUAUAUGACAUCAGACAGUUGUGUAGGUGUAAUUAAUUUACUACUUUAACUGAGUCAAACAGGUGAGUGGGCAUGAAUGUGUAUUCAUGAUAUGUUGGUCAUCAGUGAGUAGUGAUUAGGAUGAAUGCAACACAUACAAACUGAAGUACUCUCUGACAAACAGAGUCGGCCGUUCAAAUGUGGAUGAACGCGACCGUUGACUUGUUGAAGAGAAACACGUUCACAACAACUUGAGCAGGUGAGGAGAUGCUGUGAAUUCUGCGUUCUGACACGAGCUCACUCUGACAAUUACCAGAGGUUAUACCAGGAAGCUGGCAGAAGAAUAUCAAGAGAAUCUCCAAAGUGACUUCUGUGUGCAUCUGUGUUCAUACAUGCAAGUCUGAAAGCUGCUGCUAUACACUGCGUAUCUGAUAGUAACGUAUGAGAAUGAAAUGUAACAUAACCUAGAACAAAAAACAGCCUAUGACUGCAAAUGCUAUGUUGCCCACUAUAUGGCAUCUUAGUAUGAAAAUGUAAAUACAUUUCUGUUUAUCUGCAUGAACUAACAGGGUGAAACUAUGAUCAGUUUUUUUUGUUUUGGUAAAUAAAUACGAGAUCACACAA
Molecule: messenger RNA, 1704 nt
Organism: Solea senegalensis (Senegalese sole)
Lineage: Eukaryota; Metazoa; Chordata; Actinopteri; Pleuronectiformes; Soleidae
Product: protease-associated domain-containing protein 1-like
Exons: 5
Coding region: 150-725 (191 amino acids)
Source: RefSeq, a predicted model, not a curated record